This is a messenger RNA of Lobosporangium transversale, 630 nucleotides long. RefSeq lists its product as hypothetical. Bases 62 to 400 code for a protein of 112 amino acids. The transcript has 2 exons. The record is from RefSeq and is a predicted model, not a curated record. Lineage: Eukaryota; Fungi; Mortierellomycota; Mortierellomycetes; Mortierellales; Mortierellaceae.
UUUUGUUCUGAUCUACCAUCUCAAUUACGUCCUAUUCCAGCACGCUUUCCCUACUGUACCUAUGUCUGAACGUAAUAUCUUUGCUCGUACACGGAGUUUCCUUCCAAGGACACUUUCAAUUGGAUCAAAUAAGGAUGUUGCAACCACUGUCGCUCCUACAGCCCCUAUCAGGAAUGAGACCAAUAUAGACAUGUCAGGUCAACAGCAACCAAUGACAUCGGUGUCAUCCAGUCAGCCACUUAAUUCUCAGUCGUUCGCUCCUUUAGCGCAUGAGAAGGAAAAUGUGCCUGUCACUCCAGGCACUUUGACUGAUUCAACUCCUUCUGGCCAAGCAAUACCCAAUGAGUCCUCUAGAGCACCUCCUUCUCCAGCGAUUGAAAGACUGCUAAGCAUGAAGUAGAUCGCAACUAAUUCUUUGAACACACGUUCUCUAUUUGUACUUAAUGAUAUCUUUAUAUAGUGCAUAUGAUUGCACGCGUCGCAAAACUUUUGUACAAUUAAAACAUUACACUUAGUUAAACAACCAUCUAUCUCUCAUACUCUCUCUCAAACUCUAAAGUUGUUUGCUCCCGCCCAGAACCUCCUUGUAAGGUCCAUGAUCCGCUCUCGAUUUGGAACGUUAUCUAACGU